Messenger RNA from Emericellopsis atlantica, 1950 nucleotides. RefSeq names its product BCS1 N terminal-domain-containing protein. Gene Ontology annotation, molecular function: ATP hydrolysis activity; ATP binding. The record is from RefSeq and is a predicted model, not a curated record. The transcript is spliced from 2 exons. Gene Ontology annotation, biological process: protein insertion into mitochondrial inner membrane from matrix; mitochondrial respiratory chain complex III assembly. The coding region runs from base 1 to 1950 and encodes 649 amino acids. Gene Ontology annotation, cellular component: mitochondrial inner membrane. Lineage: Eukaryota; Fungi; Ascomycota; Sordariomycetes; Hypocreales; Bionectriaceae.
AUGUCGGCAGCCAACAUCAUAGACUCUCUCGCCAAGUUGGGCAUCGUUCCAUCCUUGCCCAAGAAUACGACGAACACCAGCAAUGGGACCUCACUACAUUCGCCUCUUGUAGAUACUCUUCUGGCAUCUGCAGGACUAGGCGCGACGUCGCCUUUGGUCCAGAUAGCACUUUUCAUCUACACCCGCCUCUCGGACCACUUAGGCAUCGACCCCUCGCUGCUGCUUACUUUGUUUGGAGUUCUGUGGUCACUCAAGUAUUUUGUUUCCCAGGUGCAAACAUAUGUGGGCGAUGUGAUCGAGCGGUAUCUCAUGUGUAGUAUCACAGUGAGCGGAGAUGAUGAUAUGUACAACCACCUAAUGGAGUGGCUUAGCAAGAACCCCAAACUCAACAACAACCGCUUCCUCACGGCACAGACUGUAUGGAGUGGCCCUUGGGAAGACGAGCUGGACGAGGAGGGAGAGUUGAAGGAUGACAAGAAUGAUCUCUUCUGGACUGACGCGGGCGGCGAGACUCGCUAUCUCAACUUUUCAAACCAGGCGGCCAGGACAGCUCCCAGGUUUGUUCCCGCCUUGGGGUCCACCACGUUCUGGCAUCAGCGAACAUACUUCCGUCUGAGAAGGUCAAAGGAGACAGUUGUGAGUGUUGGGUGGGGCAAGUCAACAAAGGAUCAGGAGGAAAUCCGGAUCUUCUGCUAUGGACGAUCUAUCAUGCCUCUCAAGAAGCUUCUUAGCGAAGCCAAAAUGCAGUUCUUCCACGACACACACCAAAAGACCACGAUAUACCGUCCACGGCAGAAGGAGAACCGCAGAGAACAUUGGUCUAUGUGGCAACAAGUGGCUCGGCGUCCUGUCCGGCCAAUGGAUACCGUCGUACUUGCAGACCAGGAGAAGCAAGAAGUCCUUGCAGAUAUCAACGAGUAUCUGCACCCUGCAACACCUCGAUGGUACGCCUCGCGAGGCAUCCCGUUACGACGCGGUUACUUGUUCUACGGUCCACCUGGAACCGGCAAAACAAGUUUCUCUUUCGCAUUGGCAGGCGUAUUUGGUAUCGACAUCUACGUGAUCAGCCUACAGGAUGCUACAAUCAGCGAGGAGGAUCUUUCCGUCCUGUUUACCAAGCUGCCUAGACGGUGCAUUGUCUUGCUUGAAGACAUCGACACUGCUGGGCUCCGAAGAGCUAGUGACGAAGAUGAACAGGAAGAUGUGGUCGGCAAGACGGUCGAUGAAAAGGAGAAGGGGGUCGGUACUAAGGAGGAAGCCAUUGUCGUCAACGGCGAUGCCGAGAAGACUGUGGAAAACCAGGACAAGAAAAAAGAAAAGAAGAGCAAAGCCAAAAAAUGGGACACAGACACCAGCGACUCGGACUCUGAUUCGGACGAGAAAUCGAAGCGCAAGAAGAAGAGGAGCAGGAAGACGACACGCCGCAAAGACACAAGGUUGAUAGCCCCCGAGGCGAUAUCCCUCUCGGGGUUGCUCAAUGCCAUCGAUGGCGUAGCAUCUCACGAAGGUCGCGUACUCAUUCUCACGACCAACAAGCCGGAGAAUCUUGACGAAGCCCUUGUUCGACCCGGCCGAGUUGACCGCCAGGUGGCGUUCACCAACGCUUCCAGUGCACAGGCCGAAGAACUAUUCCAAAGGAUGUACGAGAGUAGGCGGUCACGACAGCAGCUGGUUAAGGGCGCACAAAAGGCAAAAUCGACAGUCGAGGCGAUCGGGCCCUACCUUGUUGAUGCCGACGGCGGCGGACCCCUGACACCGGAGGAGCUGAAGAAGAUUGCAGCUAAGUUCGGGCAGCUUGUUCCGGAGCAGGUGUUCUCUCCGGCUGAGAUCCAGGGGUUCUUAUUGAAGAGGAAGAAGGAUCCUCGCAAGGCCUUGGAAGAGGCGGUGUCUUGGAUCGAGGCAACUCUCAAGCAAAAGGAAGCUAAGAGCAAGGUUGUGACGGUCCAAUAA